Messenger RNA from Opisthorchis viverrini, 3151 nucleotides. RefSeq lists its product as hypothetical. Gene Ontology annotation, cellular component: endosome; phosphatidylinositol 3-kinase complex, class III, type II; membrane. The record is from RefSeq and is a predicted model, not a curated record. Lineage: Eukaryota; Metazoa; Platyhelminthes; Trematoda; Opisthorchiida; Opisthorchiidae. Gene Ontology annotation, molecular function: 1-phosphatidylinositol-3-kinase activity. The transcript has 19 exons. The coding region runs from base 1 to 2979 and encodes 992 amino acids. Gene Ontology annotation, biological process: phosphatidylinositol-mediated signaling; autophagy of peroxisome; autophagosome assembly.
AUGUUCAGCACUGAUACUUCGCUGCUGUGCAGCAGUCGUUCAGCUGUAGCACCCUUUCGGUGUCUAACUGUUAUACCAUUCGAAGGAAGCAUGAGGGCUGGGAUACUGCCAGGUUGCCCAAGCCUGGACAGAGCAGUGAUUCUGACAGAUUCGCAUCUGACAGAAGGGAGAACUGUCCAAUUAAUCUCAUCCAUAUUCACCCACCCUCAAGCUAUGGGCUCUUUGACCCUGCAGUAUUUCUCGUCGUGUGAUUUGGGUCCGCCACUCAAUGAUGAGUCGAUUCUACCGUGUAUUAAGAUUAUGAAUUUAUCUGGUUUCCAUCCCGAGAAGUUUAAGGUCGUGAAGGGAAGCUACCUGCCCCUGGCGUGUUAUGGAGAGCCGCGGAUUUCUUACUGCAUAACAAAGAUUGUUCCGCAUCUCGACUGUUGUAUCAUCAGUCCCUGGUGUGAGACUCGGCACUGUUCGAGCGAAAGAACACUCACCGAUGUGCGCCGUUUCGACGAAGUGAUCGAGUUGCCACUGCCUUAUAAUGCACUGUAUGACUAUAAUGGCGUGUGCUUUGUUCUGUCAUCCACGUACACCGAUGAAAAGGGUGUUCACGAACAGUUACUCGCGGGUGCUAAUAUGCAGCUGUACAAUUCAAAAAAGGUAUUUCGCCAUGGCAUAUAUGAACUGGAGCUUCAUCCACUAGAGCCUUUGGGGAUUCGUCGGUUGGAGGAUAUCGAGCGAAUUGUUAGAGAUCCAAAGUUUGAUUCCAAGCCCGUCGGGAUGGAUCAGUUGAACAAAAUCAUGAAAACCAAUAGGAAGCACAGCCGUGAUGAGUUGUUUGACACUCCCCUCGACCGCCACACAAGGUCUGAUGCGGAACGUGCAAUUGAAGAGGCUAAGCGAUCCAGUGGCAGGUUGUUCCUCAGCAUUGAGUUUCAGUUCUCACGAAACCAACCCAACCUCAACAUUCCUGUGAUAUUCGAGCGCCGGGAAAUCGAGCUUUUGGCGUCGGAUACUCGUGCUGAAAGGUGGAAUCCAGUUGACGAGAAAUAUUUCAAAAUGACCCGAAGUUUGCGCGUGGCCGACGUGGACCGGAAACGUAAACCAAACAAGGAAACAUUGGAUCGUUUGAUGGGCAUAUUGGACCAACCUCCAGCACGAGAUCUUCCAGAAGCGGACAGUGAUCUUGUUUGGCAGCAUCGUUUCUAUUUGGCUGAAAAAUAUCCAGAAGCUGCUCUGGCGAAAUUCCUUCUUGCAGUGCGUUGGGAAUAUCCUGAACAGGUAGAGCAGGCUGUAGAACUGUUGCACCAGUGGCCGGUCGUUGCGCCAGAGUAUGUGUUGGAGUUGUUCAACCGACAAUUCAUUCAUCUUGCAGUACGACGUUUUGCUGUGCUUCGAUUGCAUGCUGCUAGGGAUGAGGAAUUGUUGCUGUACCUCUAUCAGUUGGUUCAAGCCUUGUACUACGAAAAUUGGCACGACAUUCUAUCGACUCCGGUGAAGCCAAUGGAUUGUAUCGCUACUGCAAGUGGACUGAACCAGACGUUCCAAAACGCUGAUCUUGCCGAACGGUCCCCACAAGAAGACCAAGCUGAUCCAGGAGUAGAGAAUUUGCCACCAAAUGUGUCAUCGUCGAGGAAACCCCUGGAUACACGCAACGUGUCGGUCAGAUCACCUCACAGCCCAAGGUCGCAUAAUUCUCAAUCACUGAUUGUCGAAGUUGGUGGACGGUGGAUGGAGGCGCUUAAGGAUAAGUGGAAGGAAGACCUGACUACAUUUUUGAUACGCCGAGCCCUUUGCAGUUGGCCCGUGGCGAAUUAUUUAUAUUGGUUUCUGCGCGUGGAACUGGAUGAGCCACUGUCACCAGCAUCCGAAAUGUACACGCAUGUGUUAGAACUGCUACAAAGUGCCCUGUACCAUGGAAACGAAACACAACGAGCGUGGUACAAGGAGCUUGUGCGUCAGAGUCUAUUUUUAGCGGACCUGCUACAGUUUAUCCAUAAAGUCAUGGAUGGUCCUGGUGAUCGAAUUCGGAAGAUUGAAAGGCUACACAGUUGUUUCAAGGAAGCGGAGUUUGCCCAUCUUAAUCGUAUUGAAGAACCCUUGUGUUUACCGCUCGAACCGGAGGUCAAAGUUAUUGGAAUCGAUGCACCCGCAACUAAUUUGUUUAAGAGUGCCCGUCAACCGGUCUUCAUUCCCUUCCUACUCCCAAGUGGCGGACAGUACAAGGUGAUAUUCAAGCACGGUGAUGACUUGCGACGGGAUCAGCUUGUGUUGCAAAUGAUAGAACUGAUGGAUGUGAUCCUCAGGAAAGAAAACUUUGACCUCAAGUUAACACCUUACAAGGUUCUGGCAACGGGCUCUGGUCAUGGUUUUGUUCAAUUUAUUGAGUCGCAAUCAGUGUUUGACAUACUUCAGAAGGGCACGAUCCUCGGAUUCCUUCAACAAAAUGCCCGAAGCUCAACUGACCCGUUGGGUGUCCAAAAAGAGGUGCUUGAAACAUAUAUUCGUUCUUGUGCUGGCUAUUGCGUCAUUACCUAUCUGCUGGGAGUCGGUGACCGACACAUGGAGAAUCUUUUGUUGACCAACGAUGGACGUCUUUUUCACAUCGACUUUAGUUUCUUGUUUGGGAAUGAUCCGAAACCCAUGGCUACGGAAGUUCGCCUGACCCGAAGUAUGAUCGAAGCUAUGGGUGGUGCAAAUACCAGUCAGUUUGGAGAAUUUUGGAAAAUAACGUUUACGGCUUUUCUGGUCCUUCGAAGGCAUGCGAACCUUUUUCUCUCAUUGUUCUCCCUCAUCCAAAACGUCAGUGUCCUUCCCACACCGCGUGACUAUACCAAUGCCUGUGAAUUUUUGAAGGAGCGCUUCUGUAUCAAUCAAACCGAAGAACGCGCGGUACACCGUCUUGCCAGUCGCAUGACCGAGGCCAUAAAGUCUGUUGUUCCGGAUAUCAUGGAACGUAUUCGUGCAUUUGCGCAGUUCAUGCGACCGUGAAUACUUACUUCGUGCUAAACCUCCAUGUCUUUCACGUAUAAGUGUUUUGGAAACGUCAUUUUCUACAGCUGUGCUUCCAUUCGAACGGCUUCCUUCGACUGUGAACACAAUCUGCUCUUAUAUCUUCAAUUAUUUCCGUGUUAUAUUGUAACAAAUAUAUAAGCAAAAUUGC